AUGGAGGAACAGGAUGAUGCCCAAGGGCCAUCGGGUGAGGCUGCUUCUGGGAAUCUCACCAUCCUCACCACCAUCCUUGUUUCCAAUGGCCACUCCCCCGUUCAGGUUGUUGUUUCCAAUGGGGACCAACUCCCUCCCCAGACACCUCACCUCUCUCACGACCAAUGCAGAGUUUGUUAUGGGGACAUGGAAGGAGAUCUGAUAGAUCUUGGAUGUCAAUGCAGAGGUGGGCUUGCAAAAGCUCACCGAACAUGUAUAGAUGUUUGGUUUCAUACAAGAGAUUCAAACAUAUGCGAGAUAUGCCAAGAAGUAGCCGCAAAUGUGCCACCUCCGGAGUCCCAGACGGGCACAAAUUACCAAGCCCUUGGAGCGUUAGAUAUUGCACAGGAAAUAGAAGGGGAAGCGUCUUUUGAACCAGUUUGCUUGGCUUUGGCGAUCUUCCUUCUUUGUAUCCUGUCGGAUGUGCUGAUACCAAUCUUUCUAGAUGCCUCUUCGCUGUUUGUCAACAUCACAACUGUUGUUAUCAAUAUACUUGGAUUUGGAACUGCAUUUUGGCUUCUGGAGUCGCUCGACAGAUUUUAG
Vitis vinifera (wine grape) is the source of this 582-nucleotide messenger RNA. RefSeq lists its product as uncharacterized. Gene Ontology annotation, molecular function: zinc ion binding. NCBI's taxonomy places the organism in Eukaryota, Viridiplantae, Streptophyta, Magnoliopsida, Vitales, Vitaceae. Bases 1 to 582 code for a protein of 193 amino acids. The transcript has 5 exons. The record is from RefSeq and is a predicted model, not a curated record.